CUUUAUGGGUGUUUAGAUCGUGCAGAUCUAUUUCCACCUAUUAUUACAAUCAGAUAGAAGUCUAUCAUAUGGUCAGCGCUUUUAACGCCAAUGAUCCGUCAUUUAGUCAUUUCGUCAUUUACGUUACUUAAUUUUUAGAAGAGACUGUAGAAAUACAGGGUGUCCCAAAAAUGUUGUAACACCUUGAAAGGGGUGGUUCGGGAGGUGAUUUGAAACAACUUUUUCCUUAACAAAAAUGUUGUCCGAGGCUUCGUUGAGGAGAUAUUAACGGAAAACACUGACCAAUCACAGCGCGCGUAUACCGUUGGAGCGGCUGUGGUAGCGAAGGCUACGAGCGAAGGGGUCGCGUCCAAUAUCCUUUGAUGUACGUCGCGUCGAGUCGCUUGUUCGCGUACAAGCGCAACCGCUUAGCACAUAGCCUUCGCUACCGCGGCCGCUCCAACGGUAUCCGCGCGCUCUGAUUGGUCAGUGUUUUCACUAAGCAUUUUCGCUAAGAAAAAAGUUCCUGACAUAACAGUUCUUUCAAGGUGUUACAACAUUUUUGGGACACCCUGUAUUUACUAGUGAGCUAAAGAAUAGCGACGACCAAUCAGAAUCAGACAAUGUUAUUUCGUGAGUCUUAUUUGAGAGUCUCUAAAUCCACUAAACGUGAAGCGACUCUAGUUUUCAGUGAACUGCUCAGCCUCUGGUGGUAUUGCGCAGUACUGCACCUCACUGCACCUCACUGCACCUCACGCGAGGAGCGGUCGUGAUUGUUUUUUUUUUUUAGUAUAUGGUGUCGUAAAAGCGAUGUUUCUUAUAGAUACACGGUGUUUUGUUCCAUAGGCAAGAUUUAAGAAUGAUUAAGUUGGUUCGACCGCGCCUGGUAACGUUCGAUGUCACUGGUACGUUGCUCAUGACAAAACUGGAAGAGCAUUACGUCGCAAUCGGAACGCAGCAUGGUCUGUCGGUCGAUCCUCGCAAAGUGGCGCGAAGCUUUAAACAUAGCUUUCGUAGGCUUAGCAAAGAGCAUCCUGUGUUUGGGAAACACACAGGCAUCGGAUGGGAAAAUUGGUGGCGGCAGAUUGUUCACAAUGUUUUCAAAGAUCAACAUAGUUAUCUUCCGGAAGCUACUUUGGAUAAGGUUGCUAACAGUUUGAUAAAGUGCUAUGGCACGAAUAUGUGCUGGCACAAGUAUCCUGGCACGAUCGAGUUACUGGAAUAUCUGCAGAAAAAGGGAGUGAUCUUAGGGGUGAUAUCGAAUUUCGAUGAGAGAUUGGAAGCGAUACUUUUGGACACCAACAUACGAUUUUACUUUUCAUUCGUUUUAACGUCCUACGAUUUCGGUGUAGAGAAACCUGACACUUCGAUAUUCGAAGAAGCCCUCAGGUUAACAAAGGAACGGCACAGUAUCGAUAUCAGUCCCCAGGAGGCGAUACAUAUAGGCGACUCCAUCAGGUACGAUUAUAUUGGGGCGAAAGCCGCCAAUUGGAAUGGCAUUCUCAUUAACCGCGAUGGCGACGCCAUAGAUGACCAAAACGUUUCUAAGAACGACGUUUUCGUAAAUCUUCAAGAUUUACGUGCACAUUUCUCAUCGUUUCUCGACAGGGAAACGAAAAGUAUCUAAUUUGUUAAUAUAAUUCUACAAAUUACAAUUUCUCGCAGUUUUAACGAAAGAUGUAUUUUUCUCCAAAACGGAUAUGACGUAGAUCAACGAUUUAUUGGGUUGUCCGGAAAGUCCAUGUCGAUUUUUGGUAGAUGGUACAGGUCUGAAUAUAUCGAAGUGGUUGAAAACAAAUAACAUGCAUACAUCCCUUAAAAGGUGGAAGGGUUGUGGAACAAAAUGGCACCUAUGUAAUUCAAUAAAAAUAUAUAUUACAAUUCAAACGUGUUUUUGAAUGUUUCUUAGAAAUUGGCACGAACUUUCUGGACAACCUAAUACGUGUACUAAGAAUUAGUCAAAUAUAAAACGUAAAUUUCUUUAACAUUGAAUGUAUAGCUCUUUUAAUUAUAUUUUACGGUAUUUGUACUGUAAUACUGUUCAUCGUUGAACAUAGGUAAAAUUAGUAAUUGUAGUUCUUAUGGGUAUUUGUCUUACACUCAAUAAAUACGUAGCAAUAGAACAUAAUUUAAGAAACAACAUUGUGAUGUUAUAUAUGAUUACCUUCUGUGAAUUCCAGUAAUAGGAAUUAUUUAUUCGCUGAUAUUAAUAUAAUUAAAAGAAAGUCGUGUAUAUUUGAUGUUACCUAAUAACUAGACUGCGGAUCUUUAUGCAUUUAUAGGAAAUUUGAAUGUGCAUGAUGCUACAAAAUGCAAACAGUAUGCAAGAAUAUAAAAAAGAUUGAAAGUAAAGUUUGUAUUAUAAUAUUUACAGAGUAAAAUAAAUUCCUAUUUAGGUUCUAUUUUUGGUAGGCACGUUAGCAAAGAUUUUAUUUUGCAUAAAAAUCCGCAGUCUACUAAUAACAUUAUCACGAGCAUUAGCACGAAAUAGUACGCAUAGUACAACGUUUAUACUUUUAUACAAAUAUAAGUACAGUUUCUGUGCUUGUAAAAUGAAAUAGAAUUUUUUGUCUACUGAUCAAACAAUUUUAAACGCGUGGGUGGUCUUAUGGUAUCGCUACACAUUUCCUGGUAGGAAGAUAACUCUUUUAACGUGUCUCCAGGCGACGGACAGUGAACUUUUCUAGCACUGAGAUUUUCUAGAAACGAUUACAAAGUUAUUUGAACGUGUUUUCGAUUAAUCAGAAUUUUUCAAUUAUUUUUGUAUAAUUGUGAUCGUAACCAAAUUUUUCUAUUCCGUUAUCGAACUGAAAUUUCCAUUAUACCGUUUUCAAUCAAAUGUUAAUUUUGAUAUUUUAUAUCAAUGAAUGGCGUGACCAGAGAGAAAGGUUAAAAGACAAUUCUAUAUGAAAUAGCAGUGGAGUGGAAGAAGGAAGAAGUCAUCACUUCCUGAAUAAUCUCUCAUUUCCGUUUAAGCGAGAUACGGAUUGUUGUUUACGAACACUAAUAAAGCGAUCUGUAAUGUUCGA
Messenger RNA from Hylaeus volcanicus, 3008 nucleotides. RefSeq names its product rhythmically expressed gene 2 protein-like. NCBI's taxonomy places the organism in Eukaryota, Metazoa, Arthropoda, Insecta, Hymenoptera, Colletidae. The record is from RefSeq and is a predicted model, not a curated record. The coding region runs from base 839 to 1606 and encodes 255 amino acids. The transcript is spliced from 2 exons.